Carya illinoinensis is the source of this 2438-nucleotide messenger RNA. Its product is annotated as protein yippee-like At3g08990. The record is from RefSeq and is a predicted model, not a curated record. The coding region runs from base 1020 to 1370 and encodes 116 amino acids. The transcript is spliced from 5 exons. NCBI's taxonomy places the organism in Eukaryota, Viridiplantae, Streptophyta, Magnoliopsida, Fagales, Juglandaceae.
CUUCAUAAGUUUUUCUUUCCAUUUUAGAACCAAUGCAGUGAUUUGAAUGAUUUAUCCCCCAAUUGAUAAAUCUGAGGUCUUAUCGAUUAUGUGAUUUGAAAAUAAUUCGCUUUGGUUUUGAGUAUCGAAGUAAGGUUUUGGUAACCACGUAUAUCCCAAUCCUCGCAGUCCAUAGACUAACAUUCUGUCAAGGGUUUCUUCUAAAGAAGAAAUUGGUUGGGUUGGUCUCCACCCGUGAAAUUAUAUGUUUUCUUUUGAGAUGGAAAUUUUGUUGCUUUGUGGGUGCUCUGAGGGAAGAAUAAAGAUUCGAAGUUCUUGGCACAUAAAUUUACAGAGCAUGAUAGGAUGAGGAUCGGUAGCUCUCAUGUGGCACUUUCAAAGAACUGAGUAAUGAUUCAAAGCUGUUUUUGUGUUUAUUGAGUUUCUGAAUUUCAUUUGUUUGUUAAGAAAACCAAGUUCGAAAAUGAUGUAAUUCAAGAAAUUGAAAGAACGAGAACUUAGUGUGUAAAUUAUAUUUUUAUAUUGUUCAGUCUAAUUUCUAAACCUCUUAUCAAUAAUUGAAAAAGGGGAGAUUUUGGGAUUCUUUGUUUUUUCUGUUAUUUGUUGAUUGCUUGGGGUUCAUACAUAAUCACAGGGUGCGGAGUAAUUAACUAAUUUCUGAAUUCUUGGACCUUAUUAUCGGGGGUUGGUUUAAAAUUCAUCUGUGAACUCUGUUCUGAACGCAAUUGGUCACAAACUUUAGCCAACCCAGAAACUGUUAAACGAUUGAUCAACACUGCUUUAUAUCCUUCUUCCCAACUUAAAACUCAACCCAUGGGCCAUAACCUCUCUCUAAACCCGCGUCUGAACUGCGUCGACUGGUAUGUUUCUUAGCCAAUCUCUUGAAUUCUUUCUUGGCUAUCUUUCUGGACCUCUGUUUCCUCACAUCUCCGCUCUUCAUGUUCAGUGCCGCUGCAAUAUUUUCAUGUACUUCUCAUACCACUUGAAGUUCCAGAGCUCUUUGAACAGAAAAACUCCAAAUGGGGAGGCUGUUUCUCAUUGAAUACGAUCAGAUUCCUGGCAAGAACUUCUACUUGUGCCGUUUAUGCCAAACCCACCUUGCAGUGGCCCAAGAUGUUCUUUGUCAGACUCUUAUGACGAAAUUUGGUGUCUUUGAAAAAGUUGUCAACAUGCUGAUUGAUGGCCCAGUACAUCACGAUAGGUCUUCGAAUGGCACAACAACAGAUGCCUUUUGUACGAAAUGCAAUACGGAAUUGGGCUGGAAAUAUGUUCAGGUUGACGAGCCCACCAUGGAUAUUAGAGAAGGAAGAAUCGUGCUUGAUAUGGACAAGCUCCUGUAUUGGAAUGGAUAUGAGCUAGUGGAUGGAUGAAGAGACGAUGUAAACACCCAAUGACAUUUGAAUGGGCAGAUUACACAGAUUACAAGAACAUUGUAUGAAGACUUUAUCUAAAAGUCAUUGAACAUGCAGUUACUGCAUGGGUUCUUCUCCUCUGUUUCCUUUUUUUUUUUUUUCCUUCUGGUUUGCUAAUGAAGUUUUGAUAUGAUGAAGUUGCAUCUGCUCAAUCCGGUUUGUGGACGGUAUAAAUGAGAUCGAAUAGCUCUUUCCCCAACAUUUUAGUGUUCUGUUCAGUUUUAGCGUAUUUUUUUGACUUGAAUGAUGUUUUUUCCCAAUUGAUAAUUUCUGAUUAGUAAUCCUAUGUGCCUGAGGUGUUGAUGUUUGAAACAAUGUUCUCGAGAAGAAACUGCAGGAAUGGUAAACUUGGUCUUUUAUGAAACUGGUGGGCGGUUUAUGGUAAGAUGCUGGAAUUUGGUGGUCGUGUGGGGUUGCGAAGAUUGGAAGUAUUUUCUUGGAGCAGAUUGACAGUUCCACUCGAACAUGAAUUUUUAAUUGUGGAGAAUUGACCGCUACAUCAAAAGCAAGAAAUUUUGAGAAAAGUGGGCCAUACUCAUAGUAUGUUAUGUCCAGUUGGUGCCAAAAGUAGGUCUGAGAAACGUUAAUCAUUCAAUCAUUUCUGAUUAGUAUCACUGCAAUGGCUUCAUAUCUUGUGCUGAACAAAGAGCAAAGCUGGUUUUGGGAUUUGAGUUUCUGAAUCUCAAGUUUUUGCUAGUCCUAAAAGCAUCUCUGAUUUAAGCAAUUGGAAGGAUGAAAACCUCUUGCACUUUAUUGUUAAAGUAUAAAUUUGCGCAACGGGUGAAAAAAGGAGAAAAUAGUCAUCCCCGGUCUAUGAUGGUAGUUUGAGGUCUUGAUGAUAUGGUAAAAAAGUUUACAUGGUUAUUUGAGCUUCGAUAUGGUGCUCGAAUGUUCAACCAUGAGAAUAAACAGUCCAUGGAUUUUUUUGGAAGCGGCAUCCACUAAACUUGAUGAUUGUAUAAUCUCUCAAACCUCACUUAUCUCUCAAUAAGAUAAAGGAACUUAGAGUUUCUAGAUGUUGAAAAA